Molecule: messenger RNA, 2574 nt
Organism: Oncorhynchus masou masou (cherry salmon)
Lineage: Eukaryota; Metazoa; Chordata; Actinopteri; Salmoniformes; Salmonidae
Product: leptin receptor gene-related protein
Exons: 4
Coding region: 99-494 (131 amino acids)
Biological process (GO): negative regulation of growth hormone receptor signaling pathway; late endosome to vacuole transport via multivesicular body sorting pathway
Cellular component (GO): endosome
Source: RefSeq, a predicted model, not a curated record
AGCUGGUGCAAAUAAAAAGUUCGAAGGAGGAAGUAGGAAGUCGUUUACGAACAAACCAAGCACAAAGAAGAGAAAUUGACAAUUUAAGACGUAAGACAAUGGCGGGUAUUAAAGCGCUGGUUGGCUUGUCCUUCAGUGGAGCUAUCGGCUUGACUUUCCUGCUGUUGGGCUGUGCACUGGAGCAGUAUGGGGUGUACUGGCCUCUCUUCGUCCUCAUCUUCUACAUACUGUCUCCUGUCCCCACCUUCAUAUCCAGAAGGCUCAGUGAUGACAGUGACGCCGCCAGCAACGCAUGCAGAGAGCUGGCAUGCUUCUUCACUACGGGCAUUGUGGUGUCUGCGUUCGGGCUUCCCAUCAUACUGGCCCGGGUUGCAUUAAUCCAGUGGGGGGCCUGUGGCCUGGUGAUGGCUGGCAACGCUGUCAUCUUCCUGACCAUCCUGGGCUUCUUCCUGGUGUUCGGCGGGGGAGACGACUUCAGCUGGGAGCAGUGGUAGACCGUCUGGAUCUCUGGCACCAUCCCAAAUGGACCCCUAGACCCUACGCCCUAUGGACUUGUGGAGAUCUGACAUGUUUACCGGUGCAAGCAAUAUGGUAGUAGCUUCACCUUGCCCUCUGAUAGGCUAGGUGGAAGUUUCACCAUAUUGGUUUAAACCAAUCAAAUCUACUCUGAUCUCUAAAAGUGCAUAGGGUGUAGGGUCUAGGGGUCGAUUGGGACACAGAGACGGAGGGAGUCAGUCAUUCCUGUUAUUAACAACAAGGUUACAGUGGCGGACGACAGAUAUGAUAAACCAAAAAGCUACUACGGCCUAACGUCGCUACUAACUGACGUUUUAAGAAGCUGAUGCUGACUAUUUAAUGUCCUAUGAGAAAGGGGGUGGCACCAGGACUGCCAACCCCUCCUGGUUAGUGAGGAGGGGGUGGCACCAGGACUGCCAACCCCUCCUGGUUAGUGAGGAGGGGGUGGCACCAGGACUGCCAACCCCUCCUGGUUAGUGAGGAGGGGGUGGCACUAAACAGGGUGUCUAGGAUGUUAAUAGACACUGCGAUGUCUGUCCUUUUUUCCCUCCAGACAACUGAUCAGUUUCUUAUAGUAUUCGCUCCAAUAUUCUCUUCAACCUUUUUUGCCUUACCUGUCCUCUAUGCUGAGGGAGAGUCAUUGAAAACCAGUGUCCCGUCCAGACCCCCGCCAGCCCCCUAGGAACUUGUUGAUCUCAGUGAGAAGACAGGAUAGGUGUAAGCAUGUGGUGAAAUAUCACCAAGGGGAAAUGCUCUUGUAACAUCUACACAAGUGUCUAGGGCUAGUGGUUGUUUCUGGACAAGGCCCAGCUCUCUACAUUCAUAUCUAUAAAGCCGGAUGCUAGUGUAAGGAUAAUAAUAACUUGUACGUGUGUUAUGAGGGAUACUGUUGAAUGAUUUUGGUUGUAAUCACCACUACGCCGUCUGUUUCCACUUCAUUUAUGGAGUAUUCUGUUUGUUUGUGGAAAUCUUAUUUAAGCGUAAGCAUUUCAAAUGAUCUACUCAUUCUUACAGCUGAUUGCGUGUGUACCUUUUUUCUGUUUGUAUGUAUCUAUUUCAUAUGAUCACUUUGGGUAUGACUUCAUAACCAGGUCAAGGUUUCUGUCUGUAGUUUGUUGUUUUCAACAUGUUGCCCUUCUGCAAAUGUUUCCACCAAUACCAAAGGCCAUUUUAAGAAAAUAAGGUAGACAUGAUUCAUUCACCCCACUAAGGUUUCUGAUGUGUCUAUGAUUAUGAAACACAGAGUUCAUAUUAAUUAUGAAAACAACAUUGUUAUGCCAUUAUAAGCUGGUUGUCUUCACUGAGGACAGAGGCUAACAUAAGGGUUUGUGAAUCAUUGUCUACAUUAGUACGGGAAUGUUGAUUUCACACAUGGAAUGUAAACACUAUAUAUUUUGUGUUUUGUAGACCAGGUCUGUUUGUGUUCAAAUGAAGUGCCCACAUUUCUAUUCACCAAAAAACUCAUUGACAAGUGCCUGUUAAAUCAAUAUAUUUUUUUUUUACUUACUCCAAAACAUUUUUAUAUAACUUAUAAAAGUCACUUUUUAUAUUCGGUACUGGUAAAGCCGGAGAAUAUAUAUAGUACAUUAGUGAUCAGAAGUAACCAAACUACUUUAUACUUAGUGAUUGCAUGUUGCUAAAGCUAAGUAUAAAGUAGGCCUACUUCCAAUCAAUGUCUUAUUUUCACUGAAGGGUCUAUUGAAGGGUGUUUCAGAGAGAGUGGCCAUAUGCAACAACAACAACAAAUAGGACUUUCCAUUUCACUCGUGUGUGUAUAAUUGAUACACUUGUGCAUGUAAUAGGACAGAUAUAAUCACCCACCAAAGAAAAACAUUUAACAUUUCUACAUGAUCUUAUCGCAUGAAUAUAAACAUUGUUUUAAGAGCGAUCGUUCAUUAUGACGCCUUCGUGUUGCACAUGUACUGUAGACGUCAACUCGAAACUUAACAUCCACUUUCAAAACACUAGAGGGCACUAAAGACCUGUAUUUAAACUCCUGACGAAAAAACUACAGUCUGUUUUCUAACAUUAAUUAAAACAUUUCUUUUUUUUAAUAUG